Cylicostephanus goldi is the source of this 304-nucleotide messenger RNA. Lineage: Eukaryota; Metazoa; Nematoda; Chromadorea; Rhabditida; Strongylidae. The record is from the annotation of a GenBank genome assembly.
UAUGUUUAUCAUCGAAAAAUAGCUUUAAAUUUUGGAAUGUGAAAAUUCAACGAUUUAGUUACUUUUCAGCGAAGAAUUUCCUAUCGAUAUUGUACUUGGACUGGACAAAAUAUCACAAAUCUACAAGAUUAUCAUCGAAACUGACGAGCAGUACACACCCUCAAAAGUGGAAGUAUGCAUGGGACUCGGAGAUGAUACUCUCGACAGAAAUUACAAGAAUGCACGAAUGGCGGAGUUCAGUGAGAUCGUAGAGCUGGAGUUCGAUGGUGGUCAGAGGAUUGCCAAUAGAAUGGAAUUGAGGUAG